AUGGCGUUCGGCCAUGAUGAAGCUCUGGAAUCUCUGAGAGGGUACCUUCAGGAGGAGUUCAGCGGCGUGCGGAGGGACAUAGCUGCUGUGCUGGAUGAGCUGCACCAGGCAAGGACUCAAAAAGUUGGGGGCUUCGAGGCCUUUGGUGCUCAGACCAGCGGCAUGAGCAAGCACAUGUUCACGGCGGCCGUCAGCGAGAAAGUCAGGAAGCUUUCGGCCAUGGCAUCCGAGGUCACUCCGAUCGUAAGACGAAGGAGGCUCUCCCUCCCGACGUCCUGGAGUGGUACAAGCACCCAAGAACUCCAUGAUCUCACGCAUCUGAAUCAUCUGAAGCCUCCACGGCAGCAGGCUUCGCAACACUCUAUUGAAACUUCUUCGAGCAGUGAAGGGGUGGAGGAGCUCAUCCUUCCAGCCGACAUCCCUGGCACUGUGCAAGAAGUACCUGCACCGCAACCAUCGCAACCCGUGAUCGAUGAAAACCCACUUGCAGUGAUCAAAGACGGAAGUGCUGGCGAGUCAAUACCGAGAACACUCUCGAAGAAGGAUGCAAAGUGGGUCCAGGGUCUCGAUCGGGAGGAGGCGAAGCUGAAUCUGUUUGAGCGGAAAACGGAACCUGUGGAUAUGGUCGGUCGUGGGAUGGGCCUGGUAGCUGGAGCCGACGACUUCCAUGUCAAAGUCUUUAGAUCUGCCUUCCAUAGACGAUGUUACAAUAUAGCUACAAGCAGCUCCUUCGAAAUCAUGACCAUCCUGUUAAUCUGCUCCAGUGCGCUGCAGAUAGGCUUCUCCACAAAUGACAUGGCCGAGAGGCUCGUUACAGAGACCGCCUCUGGCCAUCGGAUCUUGGAGGUGAUCUACUGCAUCGUCUUCUCCUUGGAGCUGUGCGUGCGAUUGGUGGCACACCGAUUGGACUUCUUUACGCAGGUCGGCUGGGCAUGGAACGUCUUCGAUCUGUUGCUGGUAGGCUUUCAGCUGGUGGAAGAGCUCUUGCUAGCGCUCUCUGGUCCCGAUCCUCGGGGUCCUCUGCAGCAGGUCUCCCCAACCACCCUGCUGAGAAUUGCUCGCAUCCUACGUGCCGUCAGAGUGUUGAGGGUGCUCCGUAUCGCCCUGAUGGCAUCGGACUUGAGGCUUCUCGUCAGUUGUCUCCUCUACUGCUCCCGCCCCUUUUUUUGGACCUUCGUCCUCUUGGGUUUGAUGCUGUACAUCGCCGGCAUUUACAUAACACAGCUGCUCUUGUUCUAUCGUGUGGAAAGCCAGCAGGGCCACGAACUGGAGGCUUUCUUUGGCUCGGUACCGCGCUCCAUGCUCUCUCUCUUCGAGGCUAUGACUGGUGGGGUUGACUGGGAUGUCCUGGUAGCGCCCCUUUUCGAGCUUAGCGCUGUGGUCGGCGUUGGGCUGGUCUCCUUCUUCGCUUUCGCGAUUGUGGGUGUGCUCAAUGUUGUCACUGGAACGUUCGUGCAGAGCGCGAUCGUGAGGGCCGAGGAGGUGAAGGACGUACAAAGGGCCAUGAAGGCCAGGAAGCUCUUUAGAACUCUGGAUGACAACCAGAGUGGUCAGAUCUCUUACAACGAAAUCUUGAAUCACACGAAGGAUCAUUCGGUCCAGGACUUCUUUAAAGACCUCGACAUCGAGCCAUCCGAGGCCAAGUUCCUCUUCGACAUGUUGGAUGUCAACCAAAGUGGCUCCAUCGAUUUCGAAGAGUUUCUGAACGGCUGUAUUCGUCUGCAGGGGCCUGCUAAGGCCAUAGACAUGCUUGUGGUAACACGAGAAACCCGCAUGGUUUACGACAACUUGACUCAGAACUUGCAGCAUCUUCGGGCCGAGCUCACGGUGCUAAGCGAGCGGCUCCUUGGGCAGUGGAACUACGAGGACUCUCCACCCCAGACCGGUGGGAGCACCCGAGAAGCCUUGAAGGCAGUUGAGAAGGAGAACACCAUCACGGUUAAAGCUGGAGAUCGGGAAAUUGUCCUCCAAAUCAGCAAGCCGGAGACCACGCUGGAGCCGCCUUCUCAUAGACCAGGUUCCGAAGUUCCGGAAACCAGCUUUGCUGAAGUCGGCAAUGCCACGCAGCAGGUUCUGGCCCCCCCGCGCAGCAACUUCAGCGAUUCCGUCUCGGAUCCGAGCGGCCCGAGCGGCAGAGACAGCGAGAAGAGCGCGACCCAGAUCACAGUGCGCUCAGGGCAGCAGUCAAUUGUGAUCCAAGUUCGCGAUGGGAGCGAGGAGGUGAGGUUGCCUCCCAGGGCUGAAGACAAGGCACCGGACAAGGAGUUGUCCCUAAACAACACCUCUGGCGCACCGAUGGUGUUGCCGGAAGUGGAGACGGCGAAGGCGGUCCCUGAACUGCCAGAGCCGUCGGCAUUGCCGCAGGACACCAGCCUCAGCCUCAGCCCCGAAGGGCCCGGCGGGCCUUCGCUUCGAGGUGUUCCAGGAAUCCAGGGUGCACCUGAGAGAUCCUUGCCCGAAGAGGAGGCUGCCACGACAACGAAAGGUUAUUCGGCCUAUGCCAACCUUGCCUUCCGCACGCGCUGA
Messenger RNA from Symbiodinium sp. CCMP2592, 2526 nucleotides. Lineage: Eukaryota; Dinophyceae; Suessiales; Symbiodiniaceae. The record is from the annotation of a GenBank genome assembly.